AUGUCUUGUUGCAUCCCAUCUUGUGGACCUUCUUGUGCCGUCCCAUCCUGCGCCUCCACUCCAGUAGUUGGCCUUGGACCGUGCGGGCCCACCUCUGGCAUCGGUGGGGGUCUCGUUGGUGGCGGAAUCAUCGGAGGUGGUGCUGUGUCAUCAAGCAGCCUCGGCAUCUAUCCUGGUGCCCAGAUUGGAUGCACCACCCAGAUCCCACCGUCCGAAGUGGUGAUCCAGCCACCUCAAUAUGUUGUGACCAUCCCUGGGCCCAUCCUGUCUGCCAGCUGUGAACCCUUAGCCGUGGGAGGCUACAGCCCAUGUGCUUCCGGAGGUUAUGGAGGUUACGGAGGAGGCUAUGGACGCCUUGGAAGUGGAAUUGGGGGCAUCUGUUCACCGAGACGUAGACAAAGCAUCUGCAGAUACCCCUGCUAA
Zootoca vivipara (common lizard) is the source of this 423-nucleotide messenger RNA. The record is from RefSeq and is a predicted model, not a curated record. NCBI's taxonomy places the organism in Eukaryota, Metazoa, Chordata, Lepidosauria, Squamata, Lacertidae.